GGAUGGCGUGGCUCUCAGCCCCGCCAGAUCGCAGGAGCCAGGCGCCGGGGCGCUGCGCUGAGGCUCCCGCUUGUCGCAGCCCAGGAAGCCUGCAGGUGUCCUUGGCCACUCGGCCACCGCCCGGGAGACUCCUUCGCAGUGCCCAGAGCCCUGCUCCCGGGAGCUGCCCCGCCCCCAAGCUCGGCGCCGCGCAGGACGCCCCGUCCGAGGCCCCCCCGCCCCGGCACGGCCCCCGCAGCGCAGCGCCCAGCGCAGCGCAGCUCCCCGCCGCUGUCGAGCCGCGGACGCAGGACCAGAGGCUCGCUCCUGCGGGCGCGCUUGUUUUCCUUGUGCCGCCUCGCUCUGCGCAGCACCCGCCCGCCCGAACGCCGCGUUCCGCUCCGCCCCGCCCGCCAUCCGUGCCCUGCGCUGGAUUUAUGAAUGGGGGGAAGAGGCCACAUGCCGCCGCCGCCGCCUUGUGUUGACCGCACGCAGCCCGGGCCCGCGGAGCUCCGGCUGCCGUGAGAGCGCCGGCCCAGCCUCGGCAGCCGCUUGGAGGACUUGUUGCUGCUGCGUUGCUUCCGCCGCCGCCGCCGCAGCUCCCGGGUCUCGGCGCGGACUGGGAGCCAGAGGGUGGCCCGUGUGAGUGUGAGCGCGCGCAGUGCGCCUGGACAGUGCGCUUCCCCGUCUGUUGGGGGGUGCAGGGGGGCGUGUCCCGGGCCCCGAGCGUCUGGGUGUCCAGUGCUAGCGGGGGAAGUGUGUGUGUGCUAGCCCUGACUCCCGGGCGCCUCGCUUGGGUCCUCGGCUCUCCUUUUCCCCUCCUGCCUCCCUCCCCGGCGCUGCCAGCCCAAACCGCAACCACCUGUGCCCGCGAGAAAUCCAACUCCUCCCGCUCCGCGCCCCGGGGGGGAGGCAGGGGCAGGGCCACGCCGCAGAGGGGGCCGCCGCGGCCUCCUGCCUCCUCCUGGUCUCCUCCCCCUCCCCCGUCUGACGCUGCCUCCUCUGGAAGGGUGUUUGGAGGGCAGCGGCCGCCCCAAGCCGAAGCCCCGCAGCGCUUCUUAUGAUCAGCUCGGUGUGUGUCUCCUCCUACCGCGGGCGCAAGUCGGGGAACAAGCCUCCGUCCAAAACAUGUCUGAAGGAGGAGAUGGCCAAGGGCGAGGCGUCGGAGAAGAUCAUCAUCAACGUGGGCGGCACGCGACAUGAGACCUACCGCAGCACCCUGCGCACCCUACCGGGCACCCGCCUCGCCUGGCUGGCCGAUCCCGACGGCGGAGGCCGGCCCGCGUCCGAUGGCGGUGGUGCAGGCAGCAGCGGCGGCGGUGGCUGCGAGUUCUUCUUCGACCGGCACCCGGGCGUCUUUGCUUACGUGCUCAACUACUACCGCACGGGCAAGCUGCACUGCCCCGCCGACGUGUGCGGGCCUCUGUUUGAGGAGGAGCUCACCUUCUGGGGCAUCGACGAGACCGACGUGGAGCCCUGCUGCUGGAUGACCUACCGGCAGCACCGCGACGCCGAGGAGGCGCUCGACAUCUUCGAGAGCCCAGACGGAGGCGGCGGGGGCGCGGGGCCCGGCGACGAGGCUGGCGACGAUGAGCGGGAGCUGGCCCUGCAGCGCCUGGGGCCCCACGAGGGAGGUGCGGGCCCCGGCGCCGGGUCCGGGGGCUGCCGCGGCUGGCAGCCCCGCAUGUGGGCGCUCUUCGAGGAUCCCUACUCCUCCCGGGCGGCCAGGGUGGUGGCCUUUGCCUCUCUCUUCUUCAUCCUGGUGUCCAUCACCACCUUCUGCCUGGAGACGCACGAGGCCUUCAACAUCGACCGCAACGUGACGGAGAUCCACAGGGUGGGGAAUACUACCAGUGUGCGCUUCCGGCGGGAGGUGGAAACGGAGCCCAUCCUGACCUACAUCGAGGGAGUGUGCGUACUGUGGUUCACGCUGGAGUUCCUGGUGCGCAUCGUGUGCUGCCCCGACACGCUGGACUUCGUUAAGAACCUGCUCAACAUCAUCGACUUCGUGGCCAUCCUGCCCUUCUACCUGGAGGUGGGGCUGAGCGGCCUGUCGUCCAAGGCGGCUCGCGACGUUCUGGGCUUCCUGCGCGUCGUGCGCUUCGUGCGCAUCCUGCGCAUCUUCAAGCUUACGCGCCACUUCGUGGGGCUGCGCGUGCUGGGCCACACCCUGCGCGCCAGCACCAACGAGUUCCUGCUGCUCAUCAUCUUCCUGGCCCUGGGCGUGCUUAUCUUCGCCACCAUGAUCUACUACGCGGAGCGCAUCGGCGCCAGGCCUUCCGACCCGCGGGGCAAUGAUCACACCGACUUCAAGAACAUCCCCAUCGGCUUCUGGUGGGCCGUGGUCACCAUGACGACGCUGGGCUACGGGGACAUGUACCCCAAGACGUGGUCAGGCAUGCUGGUGGGGGCGCUGUGUGCACUGGCCGGCGUGCUCACCAUUGCCAUGCCCGUGCCUGUCAUUGUCAACAACUUCGGCAUGUACUACUCUCUGGCCAUGGCCAAGCAGAAGCUGCCCAAGAAACGGAAGAAGCACGUACCUCGGCCGCCCCAGCUGGAGUCGCCCAUUUACUGCAAGUCGCAGGAAACCUCGCCCAGGGACAGUACCUACAGUGAUGCCAGCCCCCCUGCCCCAGAAGAGGGUGUGGUUGAGAGGAAACGGGCAGACUCCAAGCAGAACGGCGAUGCCAGCGCGGUGCUCUCAGACGAGGAGGGAGCCGGCCUCACCCAGCCCCUGGCCUCCGCCCGCACUCCGGAGGAGCGCCGGGCCCUGCGACGCUCCGGCACCCGAGACAGAAACAAGAAGGCAGCUGCCUGCUUCCUGCUCAGCGCUGGGGACUUUGCCUGUGCCGAUGGUAGUGUCCGGAAAGGGACGGGCAUGCUCACGGCACCCCCGUGGUGGGCACAGAUGUCUCCAGGCGACAUGAUGCAGGAGUGCCAGGCUGGAGCCCCUAGUGCCUUGGGAGGUGGGCUCCCACACACCCCUCCUGUCUCUCUGGCUUCUGUAGGGUUGACACAGGAUUGAGCGUGAGCUGACGGGAGAGCUGAGUAGGCUGCCUGCCCCAGCUCCUCUCAGGGCCCUCAGAAAGGGCAAAGUGAGCCCUGGAGUUUACAGAGCCCCACUGUACACCAGGCCCUGCCUGGGGAGGGCCUCAGGCUUGCCCAGGCCUUGGGCCUCCCUCCUCAGGAGAGGGCUCUCCCUCCCACCCACAAUCUGAGAGUGCAGUUUGCUUUACCUUGGAUCUGGACUUGGACCUCCACCCAUUACUUUGGCUUCUAACAGCCUUUCCCCUGCAGCUGGGGCCCGGCCGCUCCCUGUAGAUCAGGGAAGCAGCCCGCUUAGGAGUUGUUACCCCUCCAGUUUGUACCAGGGCUGCUGACAAGCCUAGAGGCCACUUCUCAGCCCCCAGGGCUUCUGAGAGGGGUGGCUGGGAGCUGGAGCCAGAGGGGAAAGUACCUGUUCCGCCCAGAGCCCAGACUGCAUGGGAGUCAGAGGGGAGUCUGCAUAACAGCUCCGGCUGCCCUUUCGCAGAGCUUCCUGGGAGACGGGGGACCCUCUGCCCUGGCCAGAGAACAUCGCCUUCUCUGGCAUAAUGCCUGCCCCCACAGCAGCCUCCUGCCUGCCCUACCUGUGCCCCAGUUGAGAAGGUAGGGGAAGGGAAGGCCCAGACCACUGCCGUCCCAGGCUGAGGAGGAGAUGCCGAGAAGGGCUCACUGAGGGGUUGGGUUUCCUGCUGUCUCUCCUGAGAUGGGCACAGUCGUCCUUCCUGACCUCCAGCUGCUGGGACUCUGUUCCUGCCAGAUUGAGGAAGGGGACUGGGCAUGACACGGCAGCACACUCAGGAGCCUUCCUCACCGGCUCCCUGGGACAAUGGACUAGCCCCAGGUGGUGACAGCAGAUGGAGCUAUGUCAGGGGGGAGCACAGGCUGGGCAGGCAGCAGCCCAGGUGAUGGCCUGUGGGCUGUGAGCCACCACCCUACCAGGAACCUCUCCCACUGCCUCCAUGCCAGGCUGCAGAGCUGUGGUCCCUCUUCCCACUGCACUGCAGCUUUGAGGGCCUAAGGUCUCCUGGUUCCUGGAGCUCAUUACCUAACAGGCACGGAGAUAAGCUGUAACAUCACCUAUGGGUCACCGUGGCCCAGUGCUGGGUUGGCAGAGGGGUGAUGAAGGGCUCACCCCCUUUCCUCCCUAUCCCCACUCUUCCUGGACUCUUAGCUCUGGGCCCCACACCUUCCAGCUCCGCUCCUGGCCUACUCCUCAACCCACUGCCUAUAGGUCAGCAGCUGCCUUCCUUCUAACAUCUCGUUUUUUGUUUCUCCCUUUCUUUUGCUGAACUCCUUACCCACCACCUCCCCCAAGAAGGCAAUGUUGAGCCGAAAGUGUGUGUCCAAGUGUCUCACACCUGUGCUCUUUAAACACAGAGACCUGCCAAGAUGCCCUCUCGUCCAACUAUGCCCAGGCUGAAGUCCUCACCCUCUCUUAAAGCGGCACCAACGUGAGAGAGACAGGCAGACAGACAGAAAGCCAGAGGCUUAGGGCAGCUCUGGAACCCAGGCAAGAAUCUUUCGCUGGGAAAGACUCAGAUAUCCUUGAUUGCACAGGACUGAUGGGAAACCUCCCAUGUGACCCUCGGGGCCCAGAGCCAUUGGGUCUGAUGUUCUUGUUCUGUUGUACAUUGAAGAGAUAUAUAUGCACAUAUAGUGUCUAUAUUCAUACAUACUAUACUACUGUGUGUAGUGCAUGUGCUCUUGGUGGUCUGUCUUCUUCGUUAGGCUGUGUCUCCCCAGGCCCUCGCCCCACCCCCACCCUCACUCCCUUCCCCCUCACUGAUUCCUUGUUUCUGCUGAAUAUGUGUGUGGAAUAUCCCAGGAAAAGUGUACCUGGGAACUGCCAGUCCAGCUGGGUGGUCCCCGGCUAGACUCUCCCUCUUGGGAGUGUUUCCCCUGUGGUCCAGAGGCCUGUGGAAGGCCAGAUUGCCCCCUGGGGUCACUGCUCCACUAGCCUCACCCCAUCCCAGAUUGGGGCUCUACCUCCCACCCCACGCCCCAGUUGUUGGGGGACUUCCCGGGGCUCCUCUGCACCUUCUUCCACUCCUUUCUCCACCUUCCCUGUGUCCUUGACUGAGGGGGUGUUUCGUCUUUUUUUAUUUCUGGUUUUUUGUCCUGUCGCCUUUGUCCAUUUGUUUCCAAAGAUGCUGCUGGGCGGACGGGCAGGGAAGGGGUCUGUCUGCCCAUCUGGCUCAGGGGUCCGAGAAGGGAAUGCUGCGGGCGAGCGGAGACCAGUUGCAAUACAGUACUUCCUGGCUAGUGGCCAGAGUAUGCGUGCAAUAGCCGAGGCCAGGUGCCCCCUUCGACCUUGGCCUCUGCCCCUGCGUCGGCCCUCCCUCCCCACUCCCAGCCCGCCCUGCCCCUCCCUAGUGUUGGUCGUCCUUUUCUAAAGCUGUCCCCUCGUGUGUCUGAGGCGUGCCUAGGCUGGGCCCUGCCGCCCUGUCUGCAUGCCUUUGACUGUCGUGCUGUGCUCAAGCCCCAAUAAAGACAUCUGGAGCGUC
This is a messenger RNA of Lagenorhynchus albirostris (white-beaked dolphin), 5528 nucleotides long. RefSeq names its product potassium voltage-gated channel subfamily C member 4 (gene KCNC4). The transcript is spliced from 4 exons. Gene Ontology annotation, molecular function: delayed rectifier potassium channel activity; protein binding. The record is from RefSeq and is a predicted model, not a curated record. Gene Ontology annotation, cellular component: dendrite membrane; neuronal cell body membrane; voltage-gated potassium channel complex. Bases 1040 to 3004 code for a protein of 654 amino acids. Gene Ontology annotation, biological process: potassium ion transmembrane transport; protein homooligomerization. Lineage: Eukaryota; Metazoa; Chordata; Mammalia; Artiodactyla; Delphinidae.